CAAAGUUACAAAACCAGCCAGGGAGGGCCCAAAUCAACAAAGUUAUCUUAAGUUCUUAACAAAUAAAAUGGAGUGCCCUGUGCCCAAAUAUUUAUAAUUUUAUACCUGAUUCCUGAACCUCAGAACCUGAUACAGUGAGGUGAGCAGUUGAGACUUGAGAGAGGCGGAGAGCAGAGAAUCAGAGAGAGGCUGAGGCGGUCCAGCUGGAGACUGGAGACUAGAGAGAGGCGGAGAGCACAGACUAGAGUGAAAGUUUCAGGAUAUACACUCCUUGCCUCUGAACUAGCUAGCCUGUGUUUUGUGGCAGUGAACAUUGUUUAGAUUUUGCUGGUGGAAAUGCAAGAUCCAAGGAUGCCACAGUCCGAGGAAAAUUCAAAUCCUAAGUUACGGAAGAAGAAAAUCUCAACCCAAAACACUUCUCCCUUUCAUUUACAGGGGAAUGAUGUCAGAGAAGUUCAAGGGGUACAAGGGCCUUUGUCAUUGAAAACUCAGAAGGCCUCCAAGAGAAACUUUAAGAAUGAGGUUUUGCCAUCAUUCCAGCAAUCGGAGAGAUCAAACUCUGAUUCAUUGCCUGAUUCUUCUGCAUCUGGAAGUGAGUAUCGAGCAUUAAGGCGGAAGUAUUUGCUGCUGGAGGAAGAGAGCUUUGUGUUGGGGAGAGAGCUGAAAGAGAUGGAAGAUGAGGUAAAGACUCUUGAAGAUGAGAAGCUUGGACUGUUGGACCAGCUUGUUGUAUUAGAAGGCUUGAUUGAUCCUUCAGAUAUGCAGUCCCAGGGGUUGCAUUUACCUUAACUCCUAAUUUCUUUACAUCAUUAUGGGCUUUUGUGAUUGUCGAGUUUCUUAACUCUGUUAUGAACACAUGAUCUUCAAAGAUAAAAGAGUUGGUCAACGGUUGACCCUGUCUAUAAUUAGUUGCAUGUCUGUAAUUAGUGGUGUUUCUCCGAUGCUCGAAUACUUCCAAUGCAUCAGAGUUGUAAGUGGAUAGUGCAAUCAACGUUGUGGGACGUAUACUGCAGCCUAUCAAGUUUAUUGUACAAAUUUACUGGUAUUAACUGAAGUUUAAAUUAAAAUAUUAAGGACAUUUUGUGUA
Messenger RNA from Quercus robur (English oak), 1087 nucleotides. RefSeq lists its product as uncharacterized. Bases 337 to 789 code for a protein of 150 amino acids. The record is from RefSeq and is a predicted model, not a curated record. The transcript has 2 exons. NCBI's taxonomy places the organism in Eukaryota, Viridiplantae, Streptophyta, Magnoliopsida, Fagales, Fagaceae.